AUGCCGUCGAUCACCCAAGUAACGAACAGUGCAUGGAAUUCCAAACCUCCCAGCCAACCCUCACCCCCUCCCAGACCCUCUCCACCCAGCGGCGACAGACCCUCAGGAUACCCAGCGAACCGCCCCUGGCCUCCCUACGAAGGACCCACCCCAUCGUCUCAAAACUGGCAAUCCUCCGCUUCAGCAACAACACCAUACGCCGAUCACUUGCCCACAACCUCACCAUGGACAACAUCAACCUCAACCCCAUCGCCCGAUCCCUUCGGACCACCUACCCCAACAAACAUCUUUCCAGGCGCAACCUUGCCUCUCCCCGGGAAACAAUCAAACAACACGCCCAUCUACGCCGCCGCAGCCAUCAUACCCGUUGUUGUCCUCGCUCUCACGGCCAGUGUGAUCUUCCUCUGCGUGCGCAAACGAAAGAGACGGCGCGCCGCCGCUCUAGCUGCCGAGCGCGAAGUCCAAGAGAUGAAAAUGACGACUCCAUCUCAGAUAUCACGACGAUAUGGGAAUGAACAUGUGCAACCGUACAUCGCACCGCCGCUUUCACACCCCCCUCCGGUAUUACCAGCGAUCUCCGCGUCCCACCACCAACAACAACGUAACAGCCACCUCCUCCCCCCAACAUCCACACCCUCAGCCUUCCACCCCAUCAUCCUCGGCCCAAUUGGGGGUUCUUCUUCCAACAACGCUUACCUGACUGGCAUGGAUACUUCGGACAUGGUCUCUGUGUCUUCCAAUACGCUGAGGCCGAUUGAGGAUCCUUUCGGCGAUAAUAGUAGUUUGAGCGAGCCGCCGCCGCCGUAUCGGCCGUGUAGUUUGCCGCCGCCGAGUUUUACUACAGAGAGGGGUGCACCACCGAGUUUUACGAGUGGGAGCGGGAGUAGGGGGAGUAGUAUAAUGGAGGGGAUAGAGAGGGAAGUCGGUGGUGGUGAAGGUGGGAUGGGUUCGAGGGCGCAUCUUAUUGAAAGGAGUCCUUUUGAUGAUCCGGACGAUAGGGUGUCUGAAAUAUCAGGGCCGACAUUUGGGAGGAAUGGGGAGGGUGCGGAGAGUGCUGUUAGUGAUCUUGAGUAUCAGAGGGAGACUUUUGAUGAGUUUAGUAGGAGGGGGUUCUCUUAA
Molecule: messenger RNA, 1119 nt
Organism: Alternaria rosae
Lineage: Eukaryota; Fungi; Ascomycota; Dothideomycetes; Pleosporales; Pleosporaceae
Exons: 1
Coding region: 1-1119 (372 amino acids)
Source: RefSeq, a predicted model, not a curated record